CCUUGGAUCAUCAAAUUUAAUCUAAAAUCCAUUAAUUGAAUGGCCAAAGCAACCGCAGCUGUAUGAUUGAUAGAUAUUCAAAUGUAUCUAUUCGUGUCUUAACGGGUAGGUACGCAGAUACAUCCACGGUGACAUAUAUCUUAUUUUCUAAUGCAAAAUUUUGAGAUAUCCCAAGACAAGAAAUGAAUCAUGCAAGUAUCCCAAAUCCCAAUGCAGCUACAAUGCAGAGCAAGACGAGUAAUAAUUAACCCAUAACUCAUCACCACCAACUCCCCAGCCAAGCGAUACCCCUACACACGCUCUCUCUCUCUCUCUCUCUCUCUCUCUCCCCCCGCAAACCCCACACUCCUCAGACCCAGUAGCAAACAAACCAAACAAUGCCGGGCUUCAAUCGGCAACAUUCUUCAAGAUCCACCGUCAUCAGAAGAACCCAAUCCAAUAGCAGCCCAGACCCAUCGUUCAUCUUCUUCAGAAAUCACACCGCCGCUCUCGACCGCUGCUCCUCCGUCUCCGACGGCGAUGCGCUCUUCUCCAUCUUGAAUUUGGCUGCAAGCCCAGAUCCAGAUCCACAGAGAGCAACUUGUCUUCACGAGGAUAGCAACAAUCCACCGUCAUCAUCAACAGCAUCCUAUAAAGCUAAAGAAUUUGAGCAAGAGGAGGAGGGAGAGGAAGAAACUCUUGACCCAUCAAAGCAUUCCUUUUCUCAUGCCGUAAUAGGUAAACAAUUUGUACUAAAUUUCGCUGCGUUGUUGGAAUUUGAAUCCAAAAUUGGAUCUUUUUUGUGUCAAGAGUGCAAGAACAGGAGGUUUAGAUCUGAGUCCCACUCGUUCCCCAAGCGAAAACCCCGAGACCACCGACCAACCUCCCUCGAUUUCAAUGGACAUAAUGCCGAUGUCUCCAUCAUCUCCCCUCGGUUCCUUAUGAGCAGCUUGAGCACCAUGAAGAGCCCUGGGACCCCCAAUUACCGAUACCCGAAGGGAUGGAGCUCGGAGCGGGUCCCACCGCCUUCAAUCUCGAGCAGGAGGUACAUGCCCUUCAAUAAUGGGAGACCCAUUCCCUCGAAAUGGGAGGAUGCUGAGAAAUGGAUAUUUAGCCCGGUCGGAAGUGAGAAUGCUGGCCGGAGCUCGGUCCCUCCGCCGCAUCACCGCCGGCCAAGUCGAAGAGCGGGCCCUCGGCCUCCGGCUUAACUCUGACGU
Molecule: messenger RNA, 1196 nt
Organism: Asparagus officinalis (garden asparagus)
Lineage: Eukaryota; Viridiplantae; Streptophyta; Magnoliopsida; Asparagales; Asparagaceae
Exons: 3
Coding region: 378-1187 (269 amino acids)
Source: RefSeq, a predicted model, not a curated record